AUGUCCAGGCCAUCUAAAAAACAUAUAAUCUCUCCUGAUGCCUAUAGCACCUGCAAAAGAUCUAAAUCAGUCACUAAAGCGAAUAAUGUGAAACCUUAUAAACACACUGAUCAGUCUGCAUCCUACUCUGAUCUUCCCCCAGCCACACUAAACGUGCACCGUCUACUUGGACAAGACAUAUCCCUACCUUGCAUCUCGCUUGUCGAUAUAAAUAAGAGCAGUCACAUACCGUUAGAGUCGACAUCAUUUGUCAGUCCAAACAAAAACACCACAUGUUGUGAGCAGUAUUUAGACAGUGCUGUUGACCCCAAACACCCAGCAAUCUCACAAUCGGCCAUCCUGAGUAGCGGCCCACGGAGUACAUGUAAGCCUGCCUACAAUAGCCAGUCCGGUGAUGUAGAUCUUGACUACUCACCCAGACAUAUACCCCAUUCCCCAACUAAGUGUGCACAAAGUGAACAUCCGCUAGACACCUGCAACAGGCCUGUAUGUAACCAUAUCGACUUUAGAAACUUUGAUAUAAACUCCGAUAAUCUCACCACUGGUAGACCUAAAAGCAGCCAAACAGAACUUAGCCUCACCCAAACUAUUCAAGACCUAUUACCUUACAAAUAUUUAAUCAGUGUUCCAGAAAAUCCCGAUCUGGAAAUUAUAAAAAACACUGAAAAAGUAAUUGACCAUAUAUCAUCUGAAGUGUUGAAAAGACUUCAGUGUAUGCAGAAUGUUAUUGUGUAUAAUAUACCUGAUAGUACGAACAUAAAGAUUGCUAAAAAUACUCUGCUACAAGAAUGUGGAUUGUCGCAAUCUUGGUGUGUAACAAGAAGAUUACGUAAGGCACACACUAAAGCCUCCUGUCCCAUUCUAUUUCAGUUUGGUAGCACCACUGAAGCUAAUCACCUCCUCAAUAGUCAGUCAUUACUGAGGCGUAUUCCAACAUUUAAAAAUAUUAGGAUCAUUCAUGACAGGACCGCUAUCCAGCGUCGAAUCUGCAAUGGAACACAAACUGAUCAACCCAGCUUACGUAGCCGUGGCAGCUACAGCUCUUGUCACUGCACAAAUCCUAAAAUAUCAUACACUGCCCCCCAAAAAAACGGAGGCACGCCGGACACUGCUAUUAGUCCUAAGGACAAGACCGCACAUAAAGCAGCUACAACCACUCACCCUCAGCCCAGACACUCAGCUACCCCAAAAUGCCAAACCACUUAUGCCUCAAUAGCGUCCAAGUAUUACCCUAGCGGCCCUUAUAAAAUGCCUAAAAAUGAUCCUCCCAGGGAACGCGCUAACAGCUACAGACCCACAGACACCACUGUGCGAAAAAAUACCAAACUCUCCGUAAAAACCCACCAACACUCCAGCACCCCUAACCCAAAACAUGCACCUUCUCAUAGUAAUAGAAUGCCCUACAACAAACAUAGUGAACUGGCAACACCCACUCAUCCUAACGUGAAACGACACUCGACAAGAACCACACCCACACGUGAUACCCAUGAGUCAUAUGGUGUCAACCUUGUAAGCCCCAUGAACCAACACAAAACUAUGCACAACAGAAACACCUCUCCUGGCAACAAUAACAGGCAUUCCUUCAUCCCUUACCAGAAACAUACAACCUCCCCAACUAACCACAAUAGGACUAAAAUUGCCCACCGCACACGAGGAAGCCGUAACGCUGGCCUACUUGGGAACCCACCUACAGAUUCUAGGUACUAUCUAAGUCAAGCCACCCAAUACAACGGUUUGGUCCCCCCUAAUUCGACAUGCACACUAUCUCAUCCUUUUUUAUCUCUCUCCCCCUCAACGUUACUGCUAUGGGGUCUCCAAAUGUUGAGGGCGACAAUCCCACUAUUCUGA
Messenger RNA from Schistosoma intercalatum, 1848 nucleotides. Lineage: Eukaryota; Metazoa; Platyhelminthes; Trematoda; Strigeidida; Schistosomatidae. The record is from the annotation of a GenBank genome assembly.